GCUUCAAUUCCAUACACUCUUUGACGCCUUCGCGAUCCAACCUCGUCUUACUCUCUAUGUGCCUCCUGCCGUUCGACCUGUCUAUCCCGUCUGCAGCCUGCAUACAUUUCGUUGGCUAACAUCCGUUGUUACCCACCCCCGUUGACAAUAAAUCUCCGUGGGAAAUCCUGCAUAUCUUGCCCUGUCUCCAGGAAAUUACUCGCUUCUUAGUUGUUGGACAGAUCUCAUACCUUUCGCCUUCAUGCUAGAGAAUCGGCAGGCCGUCCUCCCCCCAAUCACCAUGGCUUCGUCUCCGUCUCACAACUUUUACGCCUCUCGAGCCGCAAGGACCCCUGAGACAGACACAGCCCGCUCGAGGCACGGCUCGGAUGCGAUGGACAUCUACGUCAUCACAGACCAGACACCCCCAGAGUCACACCAGGCCAAUACGCCCCCAGAAACACACCAGGCCAACAACGAGCGUGGGAAUCACAAUGGGUCUCCAAGCCUAAUGAGCACUGUUAGUAGCAAGAUCCCCGAACCGCAUGAUCCUUUCUGUGAAGAAAACGGACGAACAUACCAUGGAUAUCGCAAGGGAAUGUAUAUGUUGCCGUGUGACGAACAGGAACAGGACCGCCUCGACAUCUUCCACAAGCUAUUUACGGUAGCACGGGUCGAAGAAAGCUUAAUGUACGCCCCUCACCCCCACAAUGGCAGAUUUUUAGACCUGGGGUGCGGAACAGGAAUUUGGUCCAUCGAUGUCGCCCACAAGUACCCCAAUGCCUUUGUUGCUGGGGUGGAUCUAGCUCCCAUUCAACCCUCCAACCACCCACCGAACUGCCAAUUCUAUGCGCCGUUCGAUUAUGAGAGCAACUGGGCCCUGGGGGAGGAUUCCUGGGAUCUUAUUCACCUGCAGAUGGGCAGUGGCAGUGUUGUGCGCUGGCCCACGCUUUACAAAAAGGUUUUGGCGCAUCUUCGGCCCGGUGCCUGGUUUGAGCAGGUUGAGAUCGACUUUGAACCGCGCUGCGAUGAUCGUUCUUUGGAUGGAUUGGCCCUUCGGAAUUGGUAUUCAUACCUAAAACAGGCGACACGUGACUGCAUGCGACCCAUAGCUCACAGCUCGCGCCUAACUAUCCAAGAACUGGAGGAAGCGGGCUUCACCGAAAUUGAUCAUCAAAUGGUGGGAUUGCCACUCAACCCCUGGCAUCAGGAUAAUCACGAGAGCACUGUCGCUCGUUGGUACAACCUGGCAAUCUCCGAGAGCAUCGAAACCCUCAGCUUGGCGCCAUUCAGUCGCGUCUAUCAUUGGCCCUUGGAGAAAAUCAGGAAAAUUGCUGCGGAGGUCAAGUCAGAAGCUUUUAACAAGGAAAUCCAUGCCUACAACAUACUACACAUAUACCAAGCCCGGAAGCCGAUGGUUCAUUGA
Messenger RNA from Aspergillus heteromorphus CBS 117.55, 1405 nucleotides. RefSeq names its product class I SAM-dependent methyltransferase. NCBI's taxonomy places the organism in Eukaryota, Fungi, Ascomycota, Eurotiomycetes, Eurotiales, Aspergillaceae. The record is from RefSeq and is a predicted model, not a curated record. The coding region runs from base 242 to 1405 and encodes 387 amino acids. Gene Ontology annotation, molecular function: methyltransferase activity. The transcript has 2 exons.